AUGGCCAGCCAACAAGAGCGCCCUCCACCGCGUCAUUCCCGGCGAAUUGUAUGGCAGUUCGUGCUGCACGUGCUAUUAAUCUCCGGCCUCCUCGGCUUCUCCUCCGCGUUUCGUCUUCCUUUGCGACUACCGCGCGCCAAACCUCCCGCCUCGUCCCCUCUCUACAUCGUCCGCCUCCGAUCCGCCCCCGUAGCCGCGCAAACUCUCGGCAUCGACGGCAUUUCCUUCUACGGCUCUUCUCCCGACGUCGCCCAAACCGCGGAAGCCGCCACUUCCGUCGGCGCAGCCAUGGCGGCACACUACCGUUACGUUACCAACGGGUUCGCCGCGACGCUCACUGCGGGCCAGAUCCGCCGGCUGCGCAACCAUCCGUCAGUUCUGUCGGUCCGUCCGAGCCAGCGCGUGUACAAGGCGUCCACCGACACGCCCACGUUCCUGCGCCUGCCCGGCUCGCUGUGGGCGGAGGCGGGCGGGCAGAGAAGCGCGGGGGAGGGAGUGGUGGUGGGGGUCGUGGAUACCGGCAUCUGGCCCGACCAUCCCUCGUUCGCUGACGAUGGCUCGUACGCUGCUCCGCCUGCCACGUGGCGCGGCACCUGCCAGACCUCCAAGGACUUCCCCCGCUGCAACCGCAAGCUCAUCGGCGCGCGCUACUUCGUCUCCGGCUUCCGCCAAGCCUACGGGCGCGAGAGCCUCUCCGCUGACUGGCUCUCCGCGCGCGACGCCGACGGCCACGGCACGUGGUGCGCCAGCGCCGCCGCCGGGAACGCCAACGUGAGCGUCGCGCUCGCGCGCGGGCAGACCGCGGGGCUCGCGAACGGAAUGGCUCCACGCGCGCGCGUCGCGAUGUACAAAGUGUUCUGGUCCAAUUACAAUUCCGGCGGUGUGACUGCCACGUGGGCGGACAUCGAGGCCGCCGUGAAUCGCGCCGUGGCGGAUGGCGUGGAUGUGCUCAGCCUGUCGCUGGGCGGCCUAGAUCCCUCCGCGGAUUACUUCGACGACUUGCCCUAUUUCUAUGCCAACGCGGCGGGGACAGUGGUGGUGUAUGCAGCGGGCAACGAGGGGCCACCGCCGUACAGCUCAUCCAUGUAUCGCACCAUCUCCAACUUCUCGCCCUUCUACCUCACCGUUGGCGCCUCCACCAUCUCCCGCCGCUACCUCACCAACCUCACUCUCGCCGAUGGGACAGUCCUUACCCUGGAAGGGCUGGGAGGCGGGAGCGUGAACACCCAGAACGUGGGGAUCGUGGAUUCUGUCCUCGCUAAGAGCUCCUCCGUUACAAACUUCAAGGCGGUGUACUGCUACGGCUCGUCGCUCAACUCUGCUAAAGUCUCGGGGCGGAUCCUGGUUUGUCAGUAUGGCGGCGGGGCGACUCUUGAAACGAAAAUCAGAGAAGCAAUAGCACGGGGUGCUAGAGCACUGCUGGUCAUGAACGUGCCUGAAAGUGCAAGAUACUACCUGCCCUAUGAUUCCCGCCUGCCCAUGAUGUAUGUCGACGCUGCUGCAGCCGCCACUAUCCGAACAUUCAUCAGGUCCCAGACCACCCCGACAGCCAGCCUUGCCACCUCUUAUGUAACAGAUCCCGCCGCUGCUGUAGCUCCGGUUACUGCAUCGUUCUCCUCUACAGGGCCAGUUGCCAAUCCCGACGUUGCCGUCGGCGCGACCUACCCGACCAAUGACGUCCUAAAGCCGGAUGUGAUUGCUCCCGGCGUGUCACUCUGGGGGGCGUGGCGCGGCUCGUCGCUCGCCACAAAAACAACUGCUCGCUUCAACAUGAUUUCUGGAACAUCCAUGGCUACGCCGCACAUUGCCGGGAUUGCUGCGUUGCUCAUCCAACGGAAUCCCUCGUGGACUGCGCCGCAGGUCAUGUCUGCAAUGAUGACCACCGCCAGCACGACCAACAACCUCGGGAUUCCCAUCAGCACUUCUUCUGGAGCCCCUGCCUCUCCCUUUGACAUGGGUCAGGGGCAUGUGGACCCCGAGAGGCUUCUCGACCCAGGGCUGACCUACCCUGCCGCCCCUGCCCAUUACUUGAAUUUUCUCGCGGGGCAGAAUAUGACGAGGGCGCGGCUACUUGUAUCGAGAAAUACGUCCCUGAAUGCUAUCCCUGCUUACAACCUCAACCGGCCACAGAUCUCGGUUUCGCGGCUGCGAGGCGUUGUGAAUGUGACGCGGUGGGUGGUGAACACGGCCACCGUUGUCUCAAAUUACACUGGAGAGGUGGUGCCUCCUUUUGGCGCGAGUGUGACUCUUUACCCACCCUCGUUUACGAUAGAGCCUGGAAAGACUAAGGUGUUCACAGUUGAGUUAAAGGCCACGGGUGUGUCCUCCGGCUUCUCGUUUGGUAGUUUGACGUGGAAGGAUGAGCUCGGGCAUUCCGUGCGAUCUGUGAUUGCUGUGCAACCCAUAUCCAUGUAG
This is a messenger RNA of Closterium sp. NIES-65, 2415 nucleotides long. The record is from the annotation of a GenBank genome assembly. NCBI's taxonomy places the organism in Eukaryota, Viridiplantae, Streptophyta, Zygnematophyceae, Desmidiales, Closteriaceae.